This is a messenger RNA of Argiope bruennichi, 3413 nucleotides long. RefSeq names its product monocarboxylate transporter 9-like. The transcript has 8 exons. Lineage: Eukaryota; Metazoa; Arthropoda; Arachnida; Araneae; Araneidae. Gene Ontology annotation, biological process: transmembrane transport. The record is from RefSeq and is a predicted model, not a curated record. The coding region runs from base 571 to 2244 and encodes 557 amino acids. Gene Ontology annotation, molecular function: transmembrane transporter activity.
UCUCGUGUUACAAUAAUGACGCGUGUACCAUUGAGAUUAUUUCAAUAUUGACUCAAAUUGAUUUCGUUGUUGAACAUUGGGGACUUCAAAAGUCCCGAAGGCCCUUAUCUGGAGUUCUUAUUUGAUAAGGUUGCACCGUAACCUUCCAAUUAAAGUCGCAUGACACUUUGGGAAACGUAAGCAUAUUCACCUGCCACUUGCAACCAAAAGGUGUUCGGAACAAAAUUUCAUUCUUGGGAUUAUCGCAUGGUUACUGGUGGUCUAAGGAAGCAAAACUUAUAUUUCAGGUCGUUUAAGAUUUGAAGCAAUUUCGAAGAAAAAAGAACUUAUCAAGUAAAGCUGUCUCCUGAUUAAAAAGUAUCCUUGCACGAUUUUUUAAGAAGAUUCCAUCAUCUAAGAAAACUGCUGUUGUGAUUUCUGGUUCUGGAUUGUGCAGGAAGUUGAAAAUCAAAAGUAUCCAUCUCGUUGGUUUCUGAAAUUAUUCUGAACCGGCAAUCAAGUACCGAAGGAUUAGAGUUACUUGUGAUUGAUUUUCUGGAAUUGUAUUGAAGUAUUUGAAGAUCUAGAAGCAUGGUUUACAGCGAAGGUCCCGAUCGUGGUCAUGCUUGGGUUAUUGCAUGCGCAGCCUGUGUCAUUACUAUGAUACUUUCUGGAAUUUCAAAAAUGGUUGGAAUACUGUAUGUUGCUGUCAUUGAAACGUAUGGAGUAACUAGAAGAGAAGCUACAUUACCUUUCACCUUCAGGAAAUCAUUGCGAUGCUUAGCCGGACCGAUAGUUGGGAUAGUCGGCCAGAGAUAUGGCAUUCGAGCUGUCACACUGGGGGGAGCAUUCGGAGCUUCCCUGGGUGCAUUCCUGGCUUUCUUUGCCCCCAAUGUUACGUGGCUGGCUGUCUGUUGGGGUGGAAUUCACGGUCUGGGUGAAGCAUUUGCUAACACGCUCUUCCAAGUUGUUGUCAAUCAAUAUUUCGAGAAAUAUCGCUCCACAGCAUCUGGUAUUGCACUAUCCGGAGCAUGCAUGGGUUCUGUGAUCUUUUCUUUCUUAAUUGAAGCUUUGAGAGAAGCUUAUGGACUUCAGGGAACAUUCCUCGUUCUUUCUGCAGUCAUCCUACAUGUUCUACCAGCAGCCAUUUUGCUGAGGUCUCCCAGCUGGGUCAGAAAUGGCACUCCUAAGCCUACAACAGAACUGACAGAACUCAACAGAAGCUUCAAGAAACAGCCUCCUAUGUAUGUCAUCACGAAUGAUUAUGUGAAAUCGAAUGCCGAAAAGAGAAAGAGUGUUGUCUCCCUCAAUCCCCGAUUACUGGAAAAGAACGAAAUUAUGAAUGCCAUUCCCACGAAAGCCCAUUCCACCACUAAUCUGGUAGAAUCCUUGGAAAAGAAGUUGGAAGGAGAGCGUGGAUACGAUAACCUUGCUUUCGCCAAUGAGAAACAAAACAAUACCGAUAAACCUCCUUUGGAAAAAAGACUGAGCAUUCAGAACAUCUUUGCUACUUCUAAAGAAAGUCUGUAUGAAAAAAUGCCCAACAACAAUGAAGAGUCCUUGAAGAAACCUGCCCUUAUAUCUACAUCUGUAGAGCAGUCUUCUGAUGCCAAGGACGAGAAGAGUUUCUCCACAAGUAUCAAAACUAUGCUGCGGCUCUACACCAACCCAAUCUUUCUGUUGGUCUGCGUGUGCAUGGCAACCUAUGUCUUCACUUUCAUUCCAAUCAUGACCAGCAUGGUAGAUUACAGCAAGGACAAAGGUCUCCCAGAAACUGUUGGAAAAUACUUGAUCCACGCCAUGGCUGUUGGAGACAUUAUUGGCCGUCUCUGCUUCGGAUGGGUGACUGACAAGGAAUACAUUUCAAUCCCCCGUUACAUGACUCUGACUCUGUUGCUUCAAGGAAUUUUCAUCAUAUUGUUACCCUUCGCCUUCAACUUGGCCUCUUUCUUAGCUCUGCUGGCCUUCUACUCCAUGACUGCUGGAAGUAUGCUGGUCCGAAUGCCCGUAAUCGUUCUGAAACACGUCAAAAAAGAAGAACAUUCGGUGGCAAUGGGAUGUUACGGUUUUGCCUCAGGGCUGGUUCCUCUGGGAGUACCAUCGCUUAUUGGUCACUUUAGAGACAAUUUCGGUUCCUAUGAUGGCAUGUAUUAUCUACUGGGAAGUCUUUCUAUAGUUUCUGGAGUUUUCUGGUUAUUUGAGCCACUCUUGGCCAGACUGAACCAACGCAUUGAGGCCAGAAGAGAAAACGAAAUCAAAGUGUAAUUCUAAAGUCGUCCAAGAAAAAAUUCAACUCAUCUCUAAUCGUUAAAAUCGUUAACUCCUCGGUCUUCAGAAUUAUUUCAACUUUCUGAUUCUUCAAAAAGAAGAAAUUUUUAAUCAAAGGCGACUUUGAAAAAGAAUUUUUCAACGAACUGUUCUGAUGACCGUGGAAUACAAAUGCUAUAGUUCCAUUUUAACAUCGAAUAGGAACUUUUCUGCUUACAUCAGAGUGACGUCAAUGUGAAAUUCUUCAACAAGAAGAAAAAUAAAUGAAAAGCUAUUUUGAAGAACAUUUAUUAUCAAUUGUCCUAAUAAGAUGAGAUAUAAAUGUUGCAGUUCCAUUUCAACAUCACAUUGGAACUUAUAUGCAUAUUCAAAAGACCCUUGAAUUACCAUGAACUGGUAAAUCAUUUUUAAGACCAAGUAAAGUCAGUUAAAUAAAAUCAAAGUGAUUUUAAAGAAAUAACUGGAUGAAAUCCAGUUUCACGAACUGGAAAUGAUGAGUUUAGAAAUAAAUGAUGCUUGAUUUUCUUAUCAACCAAUAUAUGUGAGGUUAAAUGUUGUCAAAUAGGCAAGGUCAAGCGAGGUCAACUAUUGUCAAUCAGACAGAAUAGAGUGGUAGACAGUUUUGAAGAUCACAAAUAAAUCCGCAUUUAAAUCUGAGAAUUUCCAACAUUUCUCCAAGGCCAUUGUAUUUUCUUCAACAGAUCGAGAGAAGGAUGUGAAAAAAAAAAAAAAAAAAGAUUUUUUGAAAGCGUUAAGAAUAACGGAAAUUUAGAAGGAAGAGAUGUAAAAUGAAGAUCAAGUUGAAUGAUAAAGAAGAUGAAAGAAAGUAACUGACAUGAAAAAUCUUCUCGGAAUCAAAUAUGUUGAAUUGAAAUGUUUGUGAAUCAUUGUUUUUAAAUGAUAUAGUGAAAUGCUAACAAGCGUAGUUCAAUUAAUUAGGGUAGAACUUUUUCAAUUUCAUUUUUUUUUUCAAUUAUCUACUUACACAAGUGAUAAACGUUUUCUAUUUUUUAUAAAGAAUUUGUACAUGUGUAGUUAUUUUGUCAUUUUGUACAUAUUUUGUUAUGUACAUAUUUUCUUUCUAUCCUUCACGAUUUCACACUAUAUAUCUUAUUUUUUUAAUAAUGAAAAAAAUUCAUGUAAAUAUUAGGUUUUUUCGAAUUUAU